CAGGAUCGAGGAUGGGGCCGGCCAUCAGCUGGUGCUGGAUCCGGCCUGUAGGAGGAGUCCUCAGGCACAGCGGUGGCACCUUAGAUCUUGGCCUCUCAGCAUCAGGGGACCAAGGGUGGCCCAGGGCACUGCUGCUGUGAUUGUGAACACAAAGGGUAGGGAAACACAGCCCAGGUAACAUUUGGUCUAAUUUGGUGGACUAUUUACAAGUAAGUGUAAAUAUUUUCCAGGUUCGCGAAUCUGGUGUUUUCUUUGGUCUGUGGUCUAAGUUCUCAUUGUGGAACAAAAUGGGAGAUGCUGAAGCAGGCAAGAAGAUCUUCGUUCAGAAAUGUGCUCAGUGCCACACAGUGGAAAAAGGAGGAAAACACAAGACAGGUCCCAAUCUCUGGGGCCUUUUUGGCCGAAAGACAGGCCAAGCCCCAGGAUUUUCCUACACUGACGCCAACAAGAACAAAGGUAUUAUCUGGACAGAAGCAAGUUUGAUGGAAUAUUUGGAGAACCCAAAGAAAUUCAUCCCUGGUACUAAGAUGAUCUUUGCUGGCAUAAAAAAGAAGAGCGAGAGAGAAGACCUUAUUCAGUAUUUGAAACGGGCCACAUCCUCAUGAGAUAGUAUGCAUCUUCAAAAUAUUAGUUCUCAAUUUCAAAUAUUGUGUUUAGUAAGAAACAAUUUCUGCUCUUUUUUGAUCAGCCUGUAGUAAUUUUAACACGUUAAAAUAAAGGUUGAUAUUUUUGAUCAGGUAAAGUC
Molecule: messenger RNA, 745 nt
Organism: Peromyscus leucopus (white-footed mouse)
Lineage: Eukaryota; Metazoa; Chordata; Mammalia; Rodentia; Cricetidae
Product: cytochrome c, testis-specific
Exons: 5
Coding region: 288-605 (105 amino acids)
Biological process (GO): mitochondrial electron transport, cytochrome c to oxygen; mitochondrial electron transport, ubiquinol to cytochrome c
Cellular component (GO): mitochondrial intermembrane space
Molecular function (GO): heme binding; electron transfer activity
Source: RefSeq, a predicted model, not a curated record